Stegostoma tigrinum is the source of this 3600-nucleotide messenger RNA. RefSeq names its product phosphatidylserine decarboxylase (gene pisd). Gene Ontology annotation, cellular component: mitochondrion. The coding region runs from base 273 to 1523 and encodes 416 amino acids. Lineage: Eukaryota; Metazoa; Chordata; Chondrichthyes; Orectolobiformes; Stegostomatidae. The record is from RefSeq and is a predicted model, not a curated record. Gene Ontology annotation, molecular function: phosphatidylserine decarboxylase activity. Gene Ontology annotation, biological process: phosphatidylethanolamine biosynthetic process. The transcript has 8 exons.
CACACACACACACACACAGCAAGCAGAUCAGAGCUGUGCUGCACUGGCUUUGCAGGAAACGGCGAGCGUGGGUGCCGUGGCUGCUGGUGACAGUCAGAAGUGGAGGCGGGCUGCACUUCCGGUGGGCUUGCGCGCGGCUGUCGUCACCGCCGGUGGGGCGCCGCCCCUCCCUUUGCCCCCGCCCUCCCGGGAAAGCCAGGCUCUAAUCCCUGGGUCAUGUGUCAAUCAAACCAGCAGCAACAGCAGCAGCCGGCGGCGCUGAAGGGAGGGAAAUGGUGAGAUGUCGUAAAUCUUUGCAUAAUACUGCCACUACAUGUUACAACCUGCACAGAGUUAAAAUUCAUGUCCGGAGACCCCGUUGCACCGAUGCAAGCCAGGCAGAGCUCCGAGAAGCCGACGGCUCGGUGGUGUCUAGUGGUGCUGCUGGCUCUAGCAGGCGAGCACGCUUCAGGUUACAUUUUCCCCAGCUGGCUUUGCGACGCAGGCUAGGCCAGCUGAGCUGUAUGUCCAAGCCUGCACUCAAGCUCCGCACAUGGCCUCUGUCUUUUCUCUAUUUCUUCCUGCCAUUUAGUGUCCUUAAGCCUCUUACUAAAGUAGGAUGGCGACCAACAAGCAGGGUUGGCCUGUAUAAAACUAUUCCCACACGGUUGCUAUCUCGUGCGUGGGGUAGACUGAAUCAGGUGGAGCUUCCUACCUGGAUGCGGAAGCCUGUGUAUAAUUUGUACAUAUGGACGUUUGGGGUUAAUAUGAAGGAAGCAGCAGUGGAAGAUUUACAACAUUACAGAAAUCUCAGUGAAUUUUUCCGCAGAAAGCUAAAACCCCAGGCGCGCCCUGUCAGUGACUCUCACUGUGUGAUCAGCCCUUCUGAUGGAAAGAUCUUGCAUUUUGGAAGAGUAAAGAAUUGUGAGGUGGAACAAGUGAAGGGUGUGACUUACUCACUGGAGAAUUUCCUGGGCCCUCAGACCUGGUCAGAGAAUCUGGAGAUUAGCGACAAUAAAAGUGAGUCAAGUUUUCAGGACCAUCUGGUGACGAGGGAAGGCAAUGAUCUUUACCACUGUGUUAUUUAUCUGGCACCAGGAGACUAUCACUGUUUUCAUUCACCUGCUGAUUGGCGAGUUGCGCACAGGCGCCAUUUUCCAGGCUCCCUUAUGUCGGUUAAUCCUGGUGUAGCUCGUUGGAUUAAGGAGCUGUUCUGUCACAAUGAACGUGUGGUCCUGGCUGGAGAGUGGAUACACGGCUUCUUCUCACUCACUGCUGUCGGUGCCACAAAUGUUGGAUCGAUUCGCAUUUAUUUUGACAGUGACCUGCAUACCAACAGUCCCCGCUACAUGAAGGGCUCUUACAAUGACUUCAGUUUUGCUGCAAACAACAACAAAGGGAUUAACAUGAGGAAGGGUGAGCACCUCGGAGAGUUUAACCUGGGCUCCACCAUCGUUCUCAUCUUCGAGGCACCAAAAGACUUUACCUUUAACCUUAAACCUGGACAGAAGAUCAGGUUUGGUGAGGCCCUGGGCUCCAUAUAAUACAAUUCCCAUCGAUGACAUCUCAAAUUGGAUUGGAGCACUGAGGAGUGAGGUUGGACUAAAGAAUGGUGCAAAAUGGCCAUAACUGAAAUGCGGUUUUAAUUCUCGCUCCUCCUCCUCCUCUCAUCAUUACUGCAGAAGCAUCUCUCAUUGCCUCCAUCUGAGGGACCAGCUCGACCAUAAUGGAUUCUCCUGAAAGGUGUACUGACCCAACUCAAUAGAACUUUCGGAGCGUACGCAGUGCCGUAAUCUCUCUGUGCAAGGGGAGAACCUGGCAGGUGACCAGGAUUAAUGGGACUUUGAAAGAUGGGCUGAGUUUGAGGGCCCUGGUCUCUUUGGCAGUGGCAGGGAAUUCUGAUCUGCAUUCUUGUGCAGGAACUGGGGAUGCGCGAGUAUUUGCUGAAUAACUCCAUGCAGGUGAACCAGUGGGUCAUUCUAACCUUUAGUCAUUGCAGUAUUUUUAUAUACUAAAAAAAAAAUCAAUGCAGUUUCUCAUCAAAUUACAUUUCAGAGAAAAUAAAUUUAAUGACUAUACCAAAACUUAAUAAAACUCAUCUGUUUUUUUCGUGAUCGAUGUGUUUUUCUAGAACUGAGGGGUGGAGUGCUAAUUCAAGUUACUACAUUUUGGUUUAACUCGAAUACUGAUUCUCAAGUGAGAAAAUGGAAAACAAGUCACUGAAUGCUGUGUAGAACUGGCUGCUGUCUGGGAUCUGAGAAUAUCUGAAUGAUGCAAAUGAGUUUAUAUUCUCUCCAAGUUCACUGAUUCUGUUAUUAUGUCUAUGUAAUGGAAUGGUUGAAAUUUUAUCUCCCAUUCUGUCCAUUACUUUUCAUGCAUAUCUUGUACUUGAGCUCUGAGGGAGGUGCCUUGCAGGAGGAUGGUAGAGAACGUAGGUAAAUUCUUACUUUGUUGGGCACUUUGUACCACAGCAAAGCAUUACCAAGUCCAUAAGUGAGAACAAUAUGUGUUAAGUUCUGGCUUUCUCUGAUCCCACACUGUGUUGUGAGGGUUUUUGUCUAUUUAUCUGUUGAACCCAGAAGCUGUAGCCAUAGCAAGCUCUCUGAAAUGUCUUUGGAAUUUGAGACCACUCUCCUGAUUUUCUCUGGUUGUGAGAGGGUGAGAAUGUAUGUGGGAGGGAGAAGGAUCAUCACUUAACUGCAGAUAAUCAUGGAGGAACAAGUUUUUUUUUAAAUUUAAUUGUGCCAGUCAUUGUAUUUUUGUGAUCUUUUUCUUUUGUGUGGUUACUUCGAGUACCUGGUUUAAACAGUGUUUAAUAUUCACUGCAGUUUGAUUUCCCUGUAAAAGAGUGAAAGCUGCCACUGUGACCAAUGAAUACAAUAAAAUUCUAGUGUUUCACAAGAAUUGUUCACUGAUUUCAUUCGGGUUUGUUUUAAAACUUGCACACAGUCAGUUCUACACAUCUGAUCUGAAAUCACACCUGAACUCAAUGUGAUCUUAGAAUCUCUAAUGUGGAAACAGGCCCAACUGGUCCACACUGAAAGGAGAAAAUAUUGCAAAAGAGGGCGAGAGGGGGAAAAAAAAACUAUGAAUUUAAAGAUGGAAUGUAAGCUGUGAGGAGUUUUUGAGUUAAGUGAGUUGGCAGGUGGAGGAUGCUGAGAGAAAAUGUGAUUAUACUUAUUUUACAGAGAACUGUUGAUGUUUAAAGUAGUUUGUUCUGACACAAGUUAAGUGGUUAUGGGGCUGGAGGGCGUGAGGUUACAGGUAAAUUUUAAUGAAAAGGAGGAACCUAAGGUCAUCCAAAAAAUUUUUUUUGAAGAAAAAGACUGCACUUCCCUUGGAGCAGUUGAUAAAGUAGAGGGAAUGGAAUCUCUGUUUGGAGUGUCACAAGGACUAAAGACCUCUGAUUUGGUGACCAAGUUUUCCAUUUCUUGAAUAGCAGGCAAGUAGUGUGACUAGUAUAGAUGAGAAAUAAAAGGCCAAUCACUGGCUUCUCUUCCUGUGAUCUGCAGAGUUUGUUUGAGAAAUAGUUUAAACUAACCAUCUUGUAUUCAGGUGACGUUCUUAAAGCUUCAAUAAUCUUUAUUCUGGAAUGCAUUUACAUGAUUAAAGACAGUUAAU